Durio zibethinus is the source of this 2007-nucleotide messenger RNA. Its product is annotated as basic helix loop helix DNA-binding superfamily protein. Gene Ontology annotation, biological process: RNA modification. Lineage: Eukaryota; Viridiplantae; Streptophyta; Magnoliopsida; Malvales; Malvaceae. Gene Ontology annotation, molecular function: RNA binding; protein binding. The record is from RefSeq and is a predicted model, not a curated record.
GAAAAAAGAAGUAGAAGGGAGGAUAUAUUGCCCCACACCCACGGCUAGUCAAGGAUUUGACAGCAGGCCAAUGUGCCUCAUGACCAUAACUAAACUUAACCGUUUAUCCUUGCUGCCAAGACCUCUAGGACAACCUCAGACAUUAACUCAAAACAUCCAAGCAAUAGUUGAUCAAAUAAAAAAAUGUUCCAAGUUAAACCAACUAGAAAGAAUAUAUGCCACCGUGAUCAAAACAAAUGCAAACCAAGACUGUUUCUUGACGAACCAAUUCGUCAGUGCAUGCACCAUUUUUUGCCGCAUGGAUUAUGCAAUUCUAGCCUUUUCCCAAAUGCAAAAACCCAAUGUUUUUGUCUAUAAUGCAUUAAUUAAAGGCCAUGUUCAUUGCCAUCACCCUUUCCAAGCUUUAGAUUAUUACAAACAUAUGCUGAGAGCUGGAGUUUGGCCCACAAGCUUCACGUUUUCUUCAUUAGUUAAGUCUUGUGGUUUGGUUUCUGAAUUUGGGUUCGGAGAAAGUGUUCAUUGCCAUGUUUGGAAAAAUGGGUUUGAGUCACAUGUCUUUGUUCAAACUGCUUUAGUUGAUUUUUAUGCAAAUGUUGGAAAAAUCGUUGAAUCGAAAAGGGUGUUUGAUGAAAUGCCUGAAAGAGAUGUUUUUGCCUGGACAACUAUGGUUUCGGGUUUCUUGAAGGCUGGGGAUUUGGGUUCUUCGAGGAGAUUAUUUGAUGAGAUGCCUGAAAGGAAUACUGCCACGUGGAAUGCUAUGAUUGAUGGGUAUGCAAGAGUAGGGGAUGUGGAGUCAGCUGAGUUAUUUUUUAAUCAAAUGCCUGUAAAGGACGUAAUUUCUUGGACUACAAUGAUCAACUGUUAUUCUCAGAACAAGCUAUUCGGAGAAGCAUUAGCUGUUUUUGAGGAAAUGAGAAGAAAUAAGGUUAGUCCAGAUGAAGUGACCAUGGCAAGUUGUAUUUCAGCUUGUGCUCAUCUUGGAGCACUUGAUACAGGAAAACAAAUACAUCAUUAUGUAAUGGAAAAUGGAUUUAAUCUUGAUGUCUAUAUAGGGUCUGCAUUAAUUGAUAUGUAUGCAAAAUGUGGGAGUUUAGAGAAGUCGCUUUUGGUGUUCUUUAAAUUAAGAGAGAAAAAUCUGUUUUGUUGGAAUUCGGUAAUUGAAGGGCUUGCAGUUCAUGGUCAUGCAAUAGAAGCACUGGCAAUGUUUGACAGGAUGGAGAGGCGGCAUGUCAAACCAAAUGGGGUUACUUUUGUUAGUAUUCUUAGUGCCUGCACUCAUGCAGGACUUGUUGAAGAAGGCCGUCAGAGGUUUUUAAGCAUGACUCGUGAUUAUUCAAUCCCCCCUGGAGUUGAACACUAUGGAUGUAUGGUUGAUCUAUUGAGCAAAGCUGGGUUGCUUGAAGAUGCACUAUUCUUGAUAAGGAGCAUGAAGUUGGAACCAAAUUCUGUUAUUUGGGGUUCAUUGUUAGGUGGGUGUAAGCUUCAUAAGAAUUUGGAGAUUGCUCAGGUUGCUGUGGAUGAACUGAUGGUUUUAGAGCCAUACAGUAGUGGCUAUUACACCCUUUUGGUUAACAUGUAUGCUGAAGUUAAUCGAUGGGGCCAGGUUGCAAACGUCAGGCAUAUGAUAAGAGAAUUAGGCGUAGAAAAGAGGUGUCCUGGGUCCAGUUGGAUUGAAAUGGAGAACAAAAUUCAUCAGUUUGCUGCAUCUGAUAAGUCCCACCUGGCUUCAGAUGAGAUAUACUUGAUUCUGGCUGAAUUAAAUGUGCAGCUGAAACUAGCUGGCUAUGUACCUGAACUUGGUUCUAUACUAUAGAAGUUUAGAAUUCUUGAGAGGAAAUGACAUGUAAAACCAACUGCAGCUUGUGAAAGUUCAUGUGCCAUGUGCAUCUAGCUCCAACAUGUUGUUUGAGGAAUGUAGUCAUUUUCUUGAGAUAUUGGAGGCCAUCAGAAGCUUGGGCCUGACAAUUUUGAAAGGGGUUACAGAAGCACAUGGUGAGAAGACUUGAU